This is a messenger RNA of Belonocnema kinseyi, 506 nucleotides long. Its product is annotated as U6 snRNA-associated Sm-like protein LSm5. NCBI's taxonomy places the organism in Eukaryota, Metazoa, Arthropoda, Insecta, Hymenoptera, Cynipidae. Bases 157 to 432 code for a protein of 91 amino acids. The transcript has 3 exons. The record is from RefSeq and is a predicted model, not a curated record. Gene Ontology annotation, cellular component: Lsm1-7-Pat1 complex; U4/U6 x U5 tri-snRNP complex; U6 snRNP. Gene Ontology annotation, molecular function: RNA binding. Gene Ontology annotation, biological process: mRNA splicing, via spliceosome.
AUUCGCGAAAUCGGACGUGACAUUCGAAAAAAAUACAGCAGUGAAACGCUGAAUGGUCCACGUUUAUCCAUCGUUGGAAAACAAGAUAUAUUAAUUAAACUGUGUCUACUAUAAUUAAAUAUACAUAAAAAGGAGGAAAAUCCAUUCAGCUAAAAAAUGACAAGCUCAGUGACAACAAAUCAAUCUACUUUGCUGCCACUCGAGUUGGUAGACAAAUGUAUCGGUUCCCGGAUUCAUAUAAUAAUGAAGAACGAUAAAGAAAUCGUCGGCACUCUCCAAGGUUUCGACGACUUUGUCAAUAUGUUACUUGAGGAUGUAACGGAAAGUGAAGCAACUCCAGAAGGUCGUAGAGUAACAAAAUUGGACCAGAUUUUACUAAAUGGAAACAACAUUACGAUGCUCGUUCCCGGAGGAGAAAUGCCAGAGACGUAGAAAACAGGAACAUCAACUCUUUUUUUCUACUUAUAAAAAAUUCUCUCUGAUAAUAAACUACCUCUUUUUGUAAA